This is a messenger RNA of Ruditapes philippinarum (Manila clam), 1398 nucleotides long. RefSeq lists its product as uncharacterized. The transcript has 3 exons. The record is from RefSeq and is a predicted model, not a curated record. Lineage: Eukaryota; Metazoa; Mollusca; Bivalvia; Venerida; Veneridae. The coding region runs from base 853 to 1398 and encodes 181 amino acids.
GUCUGAGCAUUAAUUCAAUUAUAUCUAAUAUAUUUGAAAAUUUUAAAUAAUAAAAUUUUCCAUCCUUAUAAUUAUCGAACAAAAGUUAAAUAGGAUUAUAUGUACAACGGUCUUCAGUCGCACCCAAUACCUAUUUAAUAAUGCAAACACGCGCGUACUUUGUAUAAUGCCAGCUUCUCUUUGGCCUAGAUUGCUUCAUUUAACCAAGAUUACCACCAGGGCACUUUAAAUACAUGUACCCAAUGUUCUCGAAAUAAAUGUUUACCUUUAUUAUAAACGAGACUUAUUAUAAAGUACAAUUACUGAUAUUUAAAUGUUCCCAGGUAAAAGUACUAUUCCUGAAUUUCAAACUCACAAGAUGGAAAUUUUUAAGUAUCUGGCAUUUAUCUUAAAUUUCCGACUUUUAUUUAAACGGUGUAUACUGAAAUAUGUUGAAUUCAUUAAGCAUAGACUUAUUAUAUCAAAUAUUUGCUGGCGUUUCUUUCUUUUCUUUUCUUUUUUUUUUGUCAAAUCGUGAUGACAUUUUUUUACAAUUCAGUGAACAAGGAAACAAUACACACACUGGUAACAUGCAGGUUAAUUUUCUGAUGUUUUUAAAAUAAUUGACAUGCUCAUAAUAUGCGUGCAAUUUGAAAUAACGCUAGAAUGUAAGAAUUUUUUUAUCACCAAAAGAGUUAACGAUAGACCACAGCGCUAACUUUAUAUUAGUCAGUUUUAUUUAUACCAAACCGGAAUGUUAUGACGUCAUUUUACGUCGUCUCUACGUAGAGUCGUCAUGGGAUCAACUUUGCGUUGAAUUGCCUGAUACUGCAGCAUAUAACGGCAUUUAUAAAUUAAUCUUAAAUCAAAACCAUGGGCAAUUUCCAUUGUGUACCACGUUUGCAAGGGGAAAACUUGAAGAACUAUGUUCAAAGAAACUUAUGUCCUCAGCGUCGGAAACGAAAAAUAGAUAAUUUAGUGAAAUUAGCGGCCUGUGGUGACGGUCAAAAUUUCAAGAAAGAGGCAGAUAAGAUUAUAUUAACGAAAAAAGAACUUGAUCAUUACUAUGAAGAAAGGAACGCUGUUGUUGACAACGAGUUUGAGGAUGACGUCAUCGAGGUAGAAAUUUACGACUACGGACACGAAUCACCAUCGGAUUACGGCGAUACUGACAGCGAUGAAUAUGAAACAGACAUUUCAGAAUGUUCAUCCUACCGGCAAGAAUUUACCCCAGUUACACGAAAAUUUGCCAAUCCUAGAAUGCAACAGAUGUAUGAGGAAUAUUGUAGGAAAGAGUGGGCUAAGAGACUAGAUAUGAUAUCAUUGUCAGAUUUACCAGAACUUGAUGAAUACAAAGAUAACAAGAAGUCAUACGUAGCACAGAAUGGACACAUUGAAACGGUAAUAUAUGAAUUAUAG